Arabis nemorensis is the source of this 1062-nucleotide messenger RNA. The record is from the annotation of a GenBank genome assembly. NCBI's taxonomy places the organism in Eukaryota, Viridiplantae, Streptophyta, Magnoliopsida, Brassicales, Brassicaceae.
AUGGCUAGUAAUGCAAAGGAAACAAUUUUGUAUAUAACAAUCUCUUUGGUCGCUUUUGUAAUUGGUAAAAUCGUAAUCGCUCUUCUUCUUUACAAGAGAUGGAAGAAGAAACACACACUUCAUACAAAUGGAUUUCCAGUUAAAGGAGGAGGGAAAAUGGUGAUGUUUAGAUCUCCAUUACUUAACUCUGUUUCUUCCGACAUGUUUAUGAAGAAGACACAUAAGUUAAAUAACAAAGACAUUCUUGGUUCUGGUGGAUUUGGAACUGUUUACAGAUUAGUCAUUGAUGACUCUACAGCUUUUGCUGUGAAGAGACUAAACAGAGGAACCUCUGAGAGAGACAGAGGGUUCCAUAGAGAGUUAGAAGCAAUGGCUGAUAUAAAACAUAGAAACAUUGUAACUCUUCAUGGCUACUUCACUUCUCAGCAUUACAAUCUCUUAAUCUAUGAGCUAAUGCCUAAUGGAAGCUUGGAUUGUUAUCUACAUGAUAGGAAAGUUUUGGAUUGGGGGGCGAGAUAUAGAAUCGCGGUCGGAGCGGCUCGAGGGAUUUCUUACCUUCAUCAUGAUUGUAUCCCUCACAUUAUCCAUAGAGAUAUCAAAUCUAGCAAUAUACUUCUUGAUCAUAACAUGGAAGCUAGGGUUUCGGAUUUCGGUUUAGCCACUUUGAUGGAGCCAGAUAAGACUCAUGUUUCGACAUUCGUAGCUGGAACAUUCGGAUACUUAGCUCCUGAGUAUUUCGAUACGGGUAAAGCGACAGUGAAAGGCGAUGUUUAUAGUUUCGGAGUUGUUCUUCUUGAGCUUUUAACAGGAAGAAAACCAACCGAUGAUGAGUUUUUUGAAGAAGGAACAAAGCUUGUUACUUGGGUAAAAGGAGUGGUAAGAGACCAAAGAGAAGAGGUGGUGAUAGAUAACCGGUUAAGAGGAUCACCGGUUCAAGAAAUGAACGAUGUUUUUGGUAUAGCAAUGAUGUGUCUUGAACCGGAACCGGCUCUUAGACCGACCAUGACCGAGGUGGUCAAGUUGCUCGAAUAUAUCAGACUUUCGAAACGUUCUUCCUUUUGA